This is a messenger RNA of Stegastes partitus (bicolor damselfish), 6124 nucleotides long. It is a transcript of the gene srgap1a, whose product is annotated as SLIT-ROBO Rho GTPase activating protein 1a. Gene Ontology annotation, biological process: signal transduction. The transcript is spliced from 22 exons. The record is from RefSeq and is a predicted model, not a curated record. Gene Ontology annotation, molecular function: protein binding. NCBI's taxonomy places the organism in Eukaryota, Metazoa, Chordata, Actinopteri, Pomacentridae. The coding region runs from base 586 to 3906 and encodes 1106 amino acids.
UCGGCCUGCCUGCCUGCUCUGUUGCCUCUGAGCCUGCUGGGAGCUACAGGAGGGGGAAGAGCGACGAGCCGUCGAGGGAGAGCGAGAGAAAGGGGGUAGAAAAAAGAAGAAGAAGAAGAAGCGUGUUGCGGGUCCCGGACUGGAAACCACGACCCCCAAACAGCGCUCACGACUCCAGUGGACUUUGGGACCGCUUGUUGGCACUACUUGUGUAGAAAUCCACCGCGGAGACCCUGAAACUUGGUUUUUCUUCUUCUGUGGUAGCAGCAGCAGCAGCAGCGCUGUUGCGCGCGGUGCCGACUCCGGUCGCUGAGCUGGAUCUGGAUCUGGAGCAGGACUGCGCAUUGGCCCUGGUCUGUGUCCGCCGGAGGGAACAAUGAAGUGCUGAGCGUUUCCCCUUCGUGCUCCCAAGUCUUGUUGCACAGUUGAAUCGGUUUUUCUUCCUUCGUGCUCCCUGUUCUGCUCCUCCAGCUGCUCCUCUGCUCGUCCUGUGGGAUGCGCGCGCUGCUCUAGGCUGCUUCACCAACACUUUGUUUUUUAACCAAGAAGUUUUUACAACAAGCUUCGGACGCAGGAAGACAGAAAAUGUCCACGCCGAGGUUCAAAAAGGAUAAAGAGAUCAUCGCGGAGUACGAGAGUCAAGUGAAAGAGAUCAGAGCCCAGUUGGUGGAGCAGCAGAAAUGUCUGGACCAGCAGACAGAAAUGCGGGUCCAGCUGCUGCAGGACCUGCAGGACUUCUUCAGGAAGAAGGCAGAGAUUGAGAUGGAGUACUCCAGAAACCUGGAGAAACUGGCCGAACGCUUCAUGGCAAAGACUCGCAGCACCAAGGACCACCAGCAGUACAAGAAAGACCAGAACCUGCUGUCACCGGUCAACUGCUGGUACCUGCUGCUGAACCAGGUGAGGAGGGAGAGUAAGGACCAUGCGACACUGAGCGACAUCUACCUCAACAACGUCAUCAUGAGGUUCAUGCAGAUCAGCGAGGACUCCACGCGGCUACUCAAGAAGAGCAAGGAAAUAGCCUUUCAGCUCCAGGAAGACUUAAUGAAAGUCCUCAACGAGCUGUACACAGUGAUGAAAACCUACCACAUGUACCACUCGGAGAGCAUCAGCGCCGAGAGCAAGCUGAAGGAGGCCGAGAAGCAGGAGGAGAAGCAGAUCGGCCGCGGCGACCCCGUCUUCAGCAUCCGGAUGGAGGACAAGUACCAGCGGCGCAGCUCCGUGAAGAAGAUCGAGAAGAUGAAGGAGAAGCGUCAAGCCAAGUACUCGGAGAACAAGCUGAAGUCGAUCAAAGCGCGGAACGAGUACCUGCUGACGCUGGAAGCCACAAACUCGUCCGUUUUCAAAUACUACAUCCACGACCUGUCGGACCUAAUUGAUUGCUGCGAUCUGGGCUACCAUGCCAGCCUGAAUCGGGCCCUGCGGACCUACCUGUCGGCAGAAUACAACCUGGAAACGUCCCGGCACGAGGGUCUUGACAUUAUUGAAAAUGCUGUGGACAGUCUGGACCCGCGAAGCGACCGUCAGAGGUUCAUGGAGAUGUACCCCACAGCUUUCUGCCCGCCGGCGAAGUUUGAGUUCCAACCUCACAUGGGAGACGAAGUGUGUCAUGUGUCAGUGCAGCCGCCGGUGAACGGGGAGCUCAUCCUGAGGUUCCAGCAGCUCCAGUCCCGCCUGGCUACUCUGAAGAUCGAGAACGAAGAGAUCAAGAAGACGUCCGAGGCCACCCUGACCACCAUCCAGGACAUGGUGACGAUCGAAGACUACGACGUGUCCGAGUGCUUCCACCACAGCCGGUCCACGGAGUCGGUUAAGUCGACCGUGUCGGAGACGUACCUCAGCAAACCCAGCAUUGCCAAGAGGAGGGCCAACCAGCAAGAGACGGAGCAGUUCUACUUCAUGAAAUUCCGUGAGUUUCUGGAGGGCAGUAAUCUCAUCUCCAAGCUGCAGGCCAAACACGACUUGCUGAAGAGGACGCUGGGUGAAGGCCACAGAGCUGACUACAUGACCACAAGACAUCCCAACGGGCCGCUCAGAAGCCACACUGGCACCCGGCGGGCUAGACCCCGCUCUGUUUUUAAUGUUAGGUUAUUUAAUGGCAAUUUGGAGUCAUUUAUCAAGGACUCGGGACAGGCGAUCCCCCGCGUGGUGGAGAGCUGCAUUCGCUACAUCAAUCUGUACGGCCUCCAACAUCAAGGAAUAUUCCGUGUAUCUGGAUCCCAGCUGGAGGUCAAUGACAUCAAGAACUCAUUUGAGAGAGGGAACGACCCGCUGACAGAUGACGAGAACAAUCAUGACAUCAACUCGGUGGCCGGCGUUCUCAAGCUGUACUUCCGCGGUCUGGAGAACCCUCUGUUCCCUAAAGAGAGGUUCAACGAUCUGCUCUCGUGCAUCAGAAUAGACAACCUGUAUGAGCGGGCGCUGUACAUCCGUAAGAUCCUGCUGACCAUUCCCAGAUCGGUCCUCAUCGUGAUGCGCUACCUCUUUGCCUUCCUCAACCAUCUGUCCCAGUACAGCGAUGAGAACAUGAUGGACCCGUACAACCUGGCCAUAUGCUUCGGCCCCACGCUCAUGCCCACGCCAGACAGCCAGGACCAGGUUUCCUGCCAGGCGCACGUCAAUGAGAUCAUCAAGACGAUAAUCAUCCACCAUGAGACCAUCUUUCCUGAUGCCAAAGAGCUGGACGGGCCCAUCUAUGAGAAGUGCAUGGCGGGUGGAGACUACUGUGAGAGCCCCUACAGUGAGCAUGGAGCCCUGGAGGAGGUCGACAACGAGGGAGGCACUGAGACGCACACCAGCGAGGACGAGGGCGAGCCCAUCGAAGCCAUUGCCAAGUUUGACUACGUCGGGCGCUCGUCUCGAGAGUUGUCCUUCAAAAAGGGCGCCUCGCUGCUGCUGUAUCAGCGGGCGUCUGAAGACUGGUGGGAGGGACGGCACAACGGCAUCGACGGCCUGGUGCCGCAUCAGUACAUCGUCGUCCAAGACAUAGAUGACAACUUCUCAGACACUCUGAGUCAGAAGGCUGACAGCGAGGCCAGCAGCGGCCACGCCGGCGACGAGAAAUGCUCGGGGAAAGAUAUCAGCUCGCCCACGGACACCAGGAUCUCCGAGGCCUACAUCACCAGCAGACACAGAAAAAGAUCGGACCCCCCAUCUCGGCGGCCCCCUGCCCGCCCCAGCGACGUCCACUGCAUGGUGCACACCUCCCAGCAGGGUCACGGCGGACACGGCGGGACCCCGGAGAUGGGCUCCCCCGUUCUUGGCCACUUCAGCCCGCGGGACAUGCUGAGGAGCCGCAACCACAUGCCGAUGGACAGCCCCGAGCGACGGCGCCGCACCGGCCACGGCAGCCUCACCAACAUCAGCCGUCACGAGUCCCUAAAGAAGAUGGAAAGCCCCCCGAUCCGCCGCUCCACCUCCUCGGGCCAGUACACAGGCUUUACCGACGCCCACCACCACCACGGCGGCAAGCCCCUGGACCCGGAGACCAUCGCACAGGACAUAGAAGAAACUAUGAACACUGCUCUGAAUGAGCUGCGCGAGCUGGAGAGGCAGAGUUCAGCCAAACACGCCCCCGAUGUGGUGCUGGACACCCUGGAGCAGCGGCAGACCUCCGGCGGCGGCGGUGGGGGUCCCACGCCGGCCAGCUCCAGCGAGUCCCUCAGCCCCAUCCACGGCGUCAUGCUGAGGUCCACCGCCAACACUGAGCCACCCAUCCGCCGCAGCACCAGCUCCUCCAGCGACACCAUGAGCACCUUCAAGCCGGCGGUAGCACCACGCAUGGGGGUGCAGCUCAAACCUCCCGCUUUGAGGCCCAAGCCCAUGGUGCUGCCCAAGUCCAGCCCGGCCCCACAGCCUCCUGCCACGUCUCCUCAGGACCCUCUGGACAAGUCCUGCACCAUGUGACCUCUCAGACAGGAAUCAGAGACGUAAAGCAAAAACUCUCCACUUCCAGGAGGCUGUGAAAUACGACCAGUGUCUCCACCAGAAAAAAUAUCCGAGAGCAUGUAAAAUACCUGGACCUGGACAGGAAAGGACAUUUUGUGGUGUUUUAAAGCUGAAAACAGGAUCAUCAAGAAGCCUGAGAGACUGAUGUAGGUGUAGAUUCGUCAGCCAGACAAAUCUUCCGUCUCAACAACGUGCAGAUUUAUGUGUUGAUAUGCUUCGGUUGAUAUUAUCUAACAUAUAGCUUUUUUUUUCUUUUUCUUUUUUUAAAUAAAUUCAAACAACAAAUCACAAAGGCUUCCUACAAAGUUUUAGAAAAACGUUAGUUUAGUUUACGGACAUUAACGAACUGAGUAACUCUGAACUAAACACGGUGCAUGCACUUCUUGUGUUUACCACUGAAACUGAUGGAAACUGUAGAGACCACAGCGACUAGAAAAGGUUUUUUUUUCUUUGGUUUUUACCUGUGACGGCCAUGGAAGUGGUCUCGGACUGGUUCGACGGCCUCACUGACUCUGAGAUGUACCUGGUUUUAAGUGUUCAACUAUUCUAAAGGUGCUGUGACUACCUGGGAGGACGUGGUGUUAAGGUUGGACUGAUACGGGGCUUGAACAGCUCCUAACAACUUAUUUAUUAACGGUACUCUGUUGAUAAAUUAACAGUACUGACUCCAGUAUGCUUUUUUUUUUCUCGCUAGCAUGUAAUUUGCAGCUUUCUUUAGGUAACCAUCAGUUCACCUCUGUGCUAGCUUCACUCAGACUUGUUUGAACAGAUUGCCUGGAAUAAGAUAUGACAAUUGGAUAAAACCACUACUUCAUUAUAGACUUUGUUUGGACAUUGUGAUGAAUUCUUGGAUCCCUGCGGGGGUGAAAUAUGCCUAACGUGUAUGCCUUUGCAUCUGUAUAACAACCCAUAGGGAGACGUGUGAAGAACUCUGAUGGCGAACACGUGUUAUUCUAAAGUGUGGACCACAUGCCGUAGCUUUCUUUAUGCCUUGCUUGGCUUUAUCUACCCAAAGACAUGCGUGUAUAAGUUAAAGCAUGGGUGUUGAUACUUCAUACUGACUGAUGUGUAUAGAUUCAAGGCGGCCCCCUGUGGGAGCGCCGCCGGUAGCCAUGGACCUAAUGACUGUUAGUGUAAAAGCCUCCUCAUACGUUCCCUGCUUCCUGUGCUUUUCUCUGUGAAGGUGUCCGACAGCAGCAGCAGCUCGAGUCCCUCCAGUGUGUGUUGUGUCCUGGUGAGAAUGUCAGAAACGUUUGUCGUGUCGCUCUCAGACUGACAUGGAGGCUGCCGUCGUGGCUUUGUGUGGAUGGUGCGUGGUGGGAAACUGGGAGGAAGCAGCUCCGUGUCAGUCGGCUCAUAAGUAAUAAUUUCAGUAUGCAAUAGCCUCUUGAAACUGUGUGAGCCCUAGUUCCAGUUGUUUUGCGACUGCACCCCCGUAUGUGUCUGUUUUGAACCUCUGUACUGUAGAAAUAGCAGCGCUGGGUGCAUGUCUGUAGAGUGUUUGGCUAGCAUAGAGUACAUAUAGAACAGACGUGGUUUGCGAUGAAUAAGCAAUGCUCUCUAACAGCAGGUUUACACGAUCUUUGACUUGACAGAUAUUGUGUGUAUAAUAAUCAAAAGUUAAUUAAUUUCUAAAUUACUAACUUUCAUUAUUUUUAUAAUCAUUUUUGUUAUGUUUGUUGGGUUUCUGGGUAGAAAUCACUUAGAACAUAUGAUGUAGAAUAAAUAUCCAGAGCUACAGUAUGAAGCCAGUUGUAUAAAAAAUAAAAAUAAAAACGUGUGCUUUUGUCACCAUGUACCAUCAUCGACUCCAGUAGGACUCAGUUAUGCCGUGUGUAGGCUUUAAGCUACUCUGUGGUGUUACGUACAUCCGUAGUAUGUACUCGUGAAAGUGCCUUUGAAAAUAUUUUAGAGGAACUUCAAACAUUUCUGUCCCGUCGCGUUUCAUAUUAGAUGCCGUGUUUUAUGAGGAAAUGCAGUGCAGGAAGAAGACGUGUGUUAGAAACGCUGCCAUUUUCCAAACAGUGAUAUGGCAGAGUGAAUAAUGAACCAACAGCUUACUCAUUGUGACAUUGCACUUUGAUGUAUAUACCUGUAUAUACGGCAUGUAACAGCAUAACGUUUAGAGUUCUUUCCUUCAAGGAUUUCUUUCUAAUAAAGGAGAUAGUUUGUGGAG